CAGGCCUGUGCCAGCUACCAGAAUUGCUAUGCUCAGGCGCAGGGUGAGGUCGGUAGCACAAUAUCCACGGCAAACCAGUUGGCAGACAGUUUAAAGGUUCAAUGGGCCGCCUUGAAGAAGAUCGAAUGUUUGCUGGAUGUGAUCUUGGCAGCUGGAGACCAGGCGGCUAUGCAGGCCUGCGUGGACGCCACGCACGACACGUCCGCGCUGAACAUCAUUGCCCGGCGAACCCGCCGAUGCAGGCCUGCGAUGCGGGCGUGCCGCCCACGGGCUGUCCUGCUUGAGGAGCGUAACGGAUGAGGAGCAUCAAACAAAACAGUUGGGACUUGAUGGUAUGGUGUUGUG
This is a messenger RNA of Durusdinium trenchii, 345 nucleotides long. The record is from the annotation of a GenBank genome assembly. Lineage: Eukaryota; Dinophyceae; Suessiales; Symbiodiniaceae.